This is a messenger RNA of Numida meleagris (helmeted guineafowl), 1831 nucleotides long. Its product is annotated as translation initiation factor IF-2-like. Bases 60 to 788 code for a protein of 242 amino acids. NCBI's taxonomy places the organism in Eukaryota, Metazoa, Chordata, Aves, Galliformes, Numididae. The transcript is spliced from 2 exons. The record is from RefSeq and is a predicted model, not a curated record.
CCCCCCCCCGCCACGGGGCUCUCUCGGAGCGACCUCUGCCGCAGAGGGGCCGCGCUGCAAUGCCGCGCCGCUCUCUCAGCGCCCCGACGGCUGCGUUCGGACGGGACGGCUGUGGCAGCGAAGCCGAGGCGGAGGCGCGGCGCACGCAGAGCGCUGAACCGUGCCUGAGGGGUGCCUGCCGGCCGGAGGGAGAAACCCCGGGCGGCCGAGAGCAGCCCCGCGGCGGGCGAGCCCGCGCCGCCUCCCCCGGGCUCGCUCCACGGUGGGAUCCCGCAGUCCUCGAGGAAAUCAUCACCGUCAUCUCCGUCACCGCUAUCACCGCGCCAGCACGGGCAGGUGCAGCGCCUUCCGGUGCGCGGAAGAGGCGCGGGGCGGGGGGGGGCUCGGGACCCGCAGGCUGUUGCGGAUUAUCGGCAGCUGCCGCAGCCCCAUGCAUCACCGUGGAGGACCCUCUGCACCUGCCGCCAGGAUGUUUGCGCAGGCGGAGGAGUGUUUGCCGAGGGGUCGCGAGUACCGGAGAGGAGCGGAAAGCUGCCGCCGGGCUGGGCAAGAGAGGAUCCACUCCACCCCCGACUCCGCAAACGCCGGUGCGGCGGGUAGAGGCGAGGGGGGAGCUGGCCGACCCCGGCCCCGCUGGCUCCGGGCCCCCUCCCUGCGGCGCUGGCGGGCCCCGCCCGCGGCACGGGGACGCGCCCCGCGCUGCUCUGUCGCUACCGGCCCCGAGGCUGAGAGAGCGGCGCGGGACUCGGCGGCCGCACCGCGCUGCGUCGCGGACGGACGGCUCCUGAUGGUUGAAACGGUGCAUUUCACCUGGAGAUGAACGAAGCUAGGGAGAGACGAGAACAGGUAUUUCUUUGCUGACGUGACGCUGCCUUGAAAGUUGAAAGAGGAGCACGGACGCGGCGUGCUGCUCAUCCGACGAGGGUUUCUUCUCCACUCCCCUUCCUCCCCGCAGGGGGAUACCGCGCUACAGCCGGGCUCUGCUGUCGUUUUUCCGCUCUCAUUCUGCAGAACGAUGACUGCAAAACCGUUUAAGUCGGACUGAGCCCGGCCCGGGGCUCCCCGCUACGGCUCCCUCCCGGCUGGGCUCGCCCCGGAGCCCUCCUGCUGCUCCCGCACGCACGCAUGGAAAGUUAGUUCGUGAUGCACGUCCGUGGCACCGCUGCGUGCCAAGGGAACCUUUGGUUUCCCGAGAGGAGGAGUUGAAGUAUUUAAUUUUAAGUAUCUUUCCGACACUUCUAUUCUGAUUUCUCAGCUAGUCUUUUGAAGGUUGCCUUUACAAACGUGAGAUAGCACCUAAAGAAACAGGUCGGCAUCACUUUCGCUGUUUCAGCAUGACUUGUGCAGCUCCAUCAACAGAUGUACGGUGGGGGAGCUCCACUGACUGAAUUCGCACUCAGACAUUCCCAGCCUUCACUGUUCCUUUCCCCUUUCUCUGUUAACAAUUAAUCGUUCUCAUUUCCUUUGGGGAUUUAUUUACUCAGCACAGAAUAUUUAUCUUUUAACCUUAAAAAGUCCAGAGGACUCUGUAGGAAUAGUGUAUCUCAGUUUUUCAUGGGGAUAGCAAGCUGUAUUCCAUCUUACAGCCAACUCCAGGCACUUUGAGCACUUCCCUUGCCAAUGUAACUCAGCCCCGGGCUGGAGCCUGCAGGAUGUAGUGAUUACGGAUUUCAGAUGCCAGCAUUUCUACUUUAGGCUUUCACAGGAAGAAACAUAAAUUUAAAGCAACAGGUAUUAGUGCUAAUAGAUAAACUUUUGUGCGCGUAAAGAUGAAAUAGUAUUUGGAUGUUGGCAAGCGCUUUGGCUGCUCCUUGCCAGCACUAAUGGAGGG